Messenger RNA from Impatiens glandulifera, 2937 nucleotides. RefSeq names its product protein FAR1-RELATED SEQUENCE 11-like. Lineage: Eukaryota; Viridiplantae; Streptophyta; Magnoliopsida; Ericales; Balsaminaceae. The record is from RefSeq and is a predicted model, not a curated record. Bases 490 to 2763 code for a protein of 757 amino acids. Gene Ontology annotation, molecular function: zinc ion binding. Gene Ontology annotation, biological process: regulation of DNA-templated transcription. The transcript is spliced from 5 exons.
GAUUGAAGAAUCCUCUCAUGAGUUGUUGAUUCCAGCCAUCUAAGGGCGAGGAUAAGCGGCUGCCGAGAAGACGGUUCCAUCACUUGGAUUCAUAUCAUGAUGAUGAUGAAUCGAUGAUGAUGAUGAUGAUGAUGAUGAUGAUGCCACACAAUUUGCUCAGUUGAGAACUUCUUCAGCUCCGAUUUCAUUCAGCGGUACGCAUCGCCGAGCAUCCAUCUUCCUUGCUUCUUCACUUGUUACAAUAUGCAUGCCUGAUUGUUGGAAUUGAUUUGUAUUAUUUUUCAUUUCUUGAGCUGGUCAUCUCUUUAUUACAGUAGUAGAGCUUCUUUUUUCAUCUUCCAAUGGAUUAGGAGCCAGGAUUUCUGCCGGUGUUGAUUUCAGUGACGAAUAACUCUCUUAUUUGACAGAAAAAUAGAAUGUACUUCAGCUUCAUUGAUCGGGAAAUUGUAGCGGCGUAAACGAAGUUUUUCCAAGCCUGAAGGUUAGAGAAUGUCGGAUCUAACGAGUGCAUUGAAAGAGGCUUCUGAAACUGGAACAGAUUUAUCACCAGAUGAUAUUGGCUCAAUUGAGGAAGUACCUGAGGAUACAAUUUUGUCAAGUCAAACUUCCAUAAACCUUGUGCCAUUCAUUGGCCAGAGAUUUAUUUCACAAGAUGCUGCUUAUGAAUUCUAUUGUAGCUUUGCAAAACAAUGUGGUUUCUCAAUCAGGCGUCACCGUACCCGGGGGAAAGAUGGUGUUGGCAGAGGAAUCACAAGGAGGGAUUUCACUUGCCACCGGGGUGGUUAUCCACAAUUAAAGCCCUCGGAAGAUGGAAAACUCCAAAGGAAUCGAAAAUCUUCACGUUGUGGAUGUCAAGCAUACAUGCGAAUUGUGAAGAGAGCUGAUUUCGAUGUUCCUGAGUGGCGUGUAACAGGUUUCAGUAAUGUCCAUAACCAUGAACUCUUGAAGUCAAUUGAGCUUCAGAUGCUUCCUGUCUAUUGCACUAUAUCUGCGGAUGACAAGAGCCGGAUAUGUAUGUUUUCGAAAGCUGGAAUGUCGGUUAGACAAAUGCUUAGGUUAAUGGAGCUAGAGAAAGGUGUUAAGUUAGGUUGCUUACCUUUCACGGAAAUAGAUGUGAGGAACCUGCUUCAGUCUUUCAGAGAUGUUGACAGGGAUACUGAUCCAAUUGAUCUUCUAAAGAUGUGCAAGGACAAGAAAGAUAAAGAGCCUAAUUUCAGAUAUGAAUUCAAGAUUGAUGCGAACAAUAGGUUGGAGCACAUUGCAUGGUCAUAUUCUUCUUCUAUACGAUCUUAUGAAGCUUUUGGUGAUGCUGUAGUAUUUGAUACAACUUAUCGGUUGGAAGCAUAUGACAUGCUUUUGGGUAUUUGGAUUGGAGUCGAUAACCAUGGAGUCCACUGUUUCUUUGGUUGUGUUCUUCUCAAGGACGAAAAUAUGCAAUCAUUUUCAUGGGCUUUAAAGACAUUCUUGACCUUCAUGAGUGGGAAGGCUCCUGAAACUAUUCUUACUGAUCAGAAUGUGUGGCUUAAAGAAGCAAUUGCACUAGAAAUGCCAAGAACCAGACAUGCCUUUUGCAUUUGGCAUAUCAUUUCAAAAUUUUCAGAUUGGUUUUCUGUGCUUCUUGGUCCACAAUAUGAUAAAUGGAAAGCUGAGUUCCAUAGGCUUUACAAUUUACAUUCAGUGGAUGAUUUUGAAGUAGGAUGGAGAGAAAAGGUUGAUUUUUAUGGGUUGCAUGGGAAUAAGCACAUUGUUAGCUUAUAUGCAUUAAGAACAUUUUGGGCGGUGCCUUUUCUCAGAGGUUAUUUCUUUGCUGGGAUGACAAGCUGUUUCCACUCGGAGUCAAUAAAUGCUUAUAUCCAACGGUUUCUAAGUGCACAAUCAGUCCUCGACAAUUUUAUAGAGCAGGUGGCUGCAGUUGUGGAUGCCAAAGAAGGAGGUGGAAAGCAAAAGAUGCAACGUAAAGUCCAUAAGAUCUCACUUAAGACUGGCUCGCCCAUUGAGUCACAUGCGGCCACAAUCAUGACACCAUUUGCAUUCUCCAAGCUGCAAGAAGAACUUGUUCUGGCACCACAAUACGCAUCGUUAAUUGUAGACGAAAGUUACUUUAUUGUCAGACAUCACACACAAAUGGACGGCGGUUGUAAAGUGAUCUGGGUCCCACGAGACGAGUUCAUUAGCUGUAGUUGCCAUCAAUUUGAGUUUGCAGGCAUUGUGUGUAGGCAUGUCCUUAGGGUUUUGUCAACAAACAAUUGCUUCAGUAUCCCCGACAAAUAUAUACCCAACCGGUGGCGAGAUGCUUGUAUGGUGCUGACUAAACCAGUACAUUUUCCUACUUCUGGAGAGCAUCCGAAAGUUCAGUUAUUGCAGUCUAUGGUUUCAACCCUAAUUACUGAAUCAACCGAGACUGAGGAGCGUCUUGAUGCUGCCUGUAAUCAGAUUGCAUUGUUGUUAUCUAGCAUCAAGGAAUUUCCUCGAUCAUCUCAAGGUGGUAAUGAUAUUGCCUAUAACAGCCCAUCGAAUUCAUUAGUUCUUCCUCAUGAUGUUGAAGAUUCUGAUGGUAUCGUCCAAAGCUUCAGCAGAGGGAAUCCUCAUGAUUCAUUAACUUCAGGAAAGCUGAAAGAAAGAAGAUCAAGAGAGGGAAUAGAUAUAUACAGGAAAAAGAAGCGAUGUUUCCUUUCUUUCGGACAGUUUGGAAAUGAAGAAACAGAUUUUCCAAUUAUGGGAGGCGAUGACUUGGAUGGAGAUGGACUCGGGUUCUUUAGGUGAUGUAAAACAAUAGAAUGUGUCCGAGGAAGUGUACUAAUCCUUUAUAUAUAUAUAAGGUUUCCUUUUUCCAAUGCAGUUAUCAAAAGUUUACUUAUACUGCCUAUUCUCAGAAAUUAUGUUCAUGACUUGAAAACAUAAGAUUGCGUUGUAUAGAAAGUCUUGUCAUUUCAGUAU